Molecule: messenger RNA, 1593 nt
Organism: Euleptes europaea (tarantolino)
Lineage: Eukaryota; Metazoa; Chordata; Lepidosauria; Squamata; Sphaerodactylidae
Product: tripartite motif-containing protein 54-like
Exons: 10
Coding region: 1-1593 (530 amino acids)
Molecular function (GO): zinc ion binding
Source: RefSeq, a predicted model, not a curated record
AUGUUGAGCCACAUGGAAUACAGCUCCUGCCCAAGGGAUUGCCCCACGAUGGACAGCCUGGAGAGGCAGCUCAUCUGCCCCAUCUGCUUGGAGAUGUUCACCAAGCCCGUGGUCAUCCUGCCAUGCCAGCACAACCUGUGCCGGAAAUGCGCCAACGACAUCUUUCAGUCUCGAGGGACAACCCUGGGGACUGCUGGGAGGUUUCGGUGCCCAUCCUGCCGCCACGAAGUGGUCCUGGACAGGCACGGCAUCUACGGGCUGCAACGGAAUCUCCUGGUUGAGAACAUCAUAGACAUCUACAAACAGGCGUCCGCAAGGGGACCCGACAGGCCUCUGUUAAAAACGGAGUACCCAACCUGCGAAGAACACGAGGAUGAAAAAAUCAACAUCUAUUGCGUGACGUGUGGGGUGCCCACCUGUUCCCUCUGCAAGGUUUUCGGGGAGCACAAGGACUGUGAAGUGGCCCCCCUUUCGGACAUCUACAUGAAACAGAAGGCGGAGCUGACGGACGGGAUCGGGGCUCUCGUGGCCGCCAACGACCGCAUCCAAGCUUAUACCAGCACUUUACAAGGCACAUGCAAAAACAUUGAGGACAAUUGCAAAGCUCAGAAACAGGCCCUGUGCGAGAAGUUUGACCGGAUGUGCGUCAUUUUGGAAGAGAGGCGGAAGAUCAUGCUGCAGAGGAUCACUUACGAGCAGGAGGAGAAAACCCAGCAUCUGAAGUCCCUCACCAAAGCCUGCAGUGACCACAUUGAUUCUUCCUCCAAGCUGGUGGACACCUCUCUGCAGUCGAUGGAGGAGCCCCACAUGGCUCUUUUUGUGCAGAACGCUAAAGUCCUCAUCCGCAAGAUUUCAGAAAUGACCCAGAGCUGCAAGCUCGACUCCCUGGAAUCGGGUUAUGAUGACAUGGAGCACUACACGGUGGAUUUCAACGCGGAGGAACGAGUCCUGUACCAGCUGGAUUUCAUCAAAGUUGAAGAAGAGCCUGAACCAAUGACUGAGGAAGAUGGGGCUUGUGGGGAGACUGAAGACCCAUCGGCAGACUCUGGGGCAGGGGCUGGUGAGGGAAGAGAGGACCCAGAAGGCUUCUUUGCCUUUGGGAAGGAGGACCAGCCUUCAGGAGGAUCUCUUAUGCCAAACGAGGGUUUGAGCGGCGCUGCCAGUGGGGCAGAAGGAAAGACGGUGCUCCUGUCAGCUCCAGAAGGCCAGGUUGGCACAGAAGGCUCCACGUGGUUCUCUCAGCAGAAAGAGCUGGACGGAGCGCUCCAUUUCACAGACUCUGAUUCACCAACGUCUCUGGCAGAGGGAGGCUUGCAGAAGAACAUGCUGGUUGACGUGGGAGAGCCCGAAGAGGAGGGUGCCGCGGCUGAAGGGUCAGGCACCACGGACAGCUCAGGAGAGAAUGGGGAUGGCGGCAUCUUGGAUUGCGGUGGGGAAGGUGGAGCUGGAAAUCCAUUUCUUCUGAACGGAGCGGCAUCUGCUAUCGGCCAGGGUCCGGCUCCUGAUCCUGCUGCUGACGGGGGGAGGACCGAAGAGAUCAUCGAGCCCCUUCUCAGCAGCUGGUUCAAUCCCACCCUUUGGCUGCAUGAUUAA